GCAUGUCCUGUUCGAGUCAUGACUAGUCAUCAUCAAAGAGAUUGGGCUGGAAAGCUCGUUUCGACUCCAUCACUACACCAAGAUGGCCCAUCUACACCAGCACAGCCUGCUCCUUCUGUCACAACUCAAGGAAACAAGUCAAAACCGCAACCCAAGAAGUUGCGAUUCAUUACCAGUCACGGGGCUCCCCAAGCCAAAAGGCGUCGUGUUUCCACUGCUUGCUUAGUCUGUAGAAAACGAAAAGUUGCAUGUUCUGGUGAACGCCCGCACUGCAACACGUGCACCAACAACAGAUUGGAGUGUACUGGCUAUGCCGAUGAGAAUCUCUCAGGAAGUGCUAAUCUCGAUGAGACCGAAACCCCUCGAGCAGCGGCACCCACCUUGCGCCGGUCCGAGACAGCAGACUCGAUGAAGGCUCCUCCUGCCAGAAAACCUAGAAAGCCCGCCUUCAUAUCACAACAGCAGAGUACAGCUUCCGAUUCCAUCCAGAAUCCUACCUCUCAUGCAUCGGAGCACAUUCAAUCGCAGCCUUUGCGGAAUGAAAAUGAUCAGAGCUACUUCCCGAGACCAACACCCUCCUUGUUCUCCGGCGCUCGAAAUCGGAUGCCCUAUUUUCGAUGGCUUGGCCCUACUGCCAUCAUGCCAGGCUUUAAGCAGAUGGUCGUCAAAGUCAAUCGCUCUUCGUCAACAGCCGACGGCGUGACAUCCCCAUCGGCUGGUGCUCAACCUGGCGCUUCGGGUAUGUCAAAUCAUUCUGCGACCUAUGAUCCAGACGCACGUACGCCCCAGGUCCUGCCAUUCUACGACAACUCAUCCAUGCCACCGAGUGAACUGAUCACGCAUCUUUGCGAUACGUUCUUCGUCCAUCUGGCCUGUAACUACCCAUUCCUCCAACGCGAUCGAUUCUUGAAAGAUCUUGAAGAGAAGCAAGUCGAUGCAAUCCUUGUUGAUGCAGUUUGUGCACUUGCUGCUCGAUUCUCUACCCAUCACUUGCUCGUCCAGCAGUCACGCGAUGGUCACGCUGUGAACCACUCAGAACAAGGUUCUGCUUUUGCUCAGCGAGCGAAAUUGGCUUUGAUCGAUACUUAUGCGACGCCAAGUGUUGCUGCUGUGCAAGCCGCACUNUUGCUUGCUUAUAACGAGUUUGGUGAAAGCAGAGAUAGUGGUCUCUGGAUGUAUCUUGUUGUUUCUUCCGGCACUGGACGACGAAGCACGCUGCAAGAUGACGAUAUCGAACUUUCAUUCCCGCCUCUCGAUUUGCUGGACCCCAAAACUGGCUGGCCUUCGCCGUUCCCUGCGCUUAUUCGGAUUGUCUGCUUGUAUGGUCGAGUUGCAGAUCUUCUCAACAGUAUCAAGGAACCUUCAGAUAUCACCAGUGAUACGCCGCAACAACUGGCGGAUAUGGAAGCACGGGUGACGAAUUUCUAUCAGGGUCUCCCACCAAAACUACAUUUCCAAGCCAUGAACUUUCACNNCCACUAUGUCAAAGCUGGAGAAGGAACAAAUUUUGUUUUGCUACAUUUCUGGUUCCACACGCUCAUUGUCUUGCUUCAUCAACCAACAUUGCUCAAGACUUUCGAGGGUAGAAUGCUUCAGCUGUUCCCCAACAGUCAAGCAUUGUCCAUGUCUUCUGCCAAAACCAUUGCAGAUAUCUUAUCAUACUCACAGCUCAUCGAUACAAAAGCCAGUCUUGGUAACCCUUUCACUACACAGCCAAUCUAUAUUGCUGCUUGUGCUUUCCUCAAGGAGACUGCCGAGCAGACAGCCACCUCGAAAGAACAUUCUCGCUCUCAGUCUGCGGCGAACUCCCGCACUGGAAGCCCGGCCCGAGAACAGCCUACACCAGGAGUCGCGGAAACAGCGGAUAUGACACGGCCAUCGAGCAUGACAUCGAACAGUGCCAGGCCACCGAUGGUGGAAAGAGCACUAGCCCGCCAUACGUUACUCGCAACGGCCGCAAAUCAGCACUACCAACUUUGUUAUAAAGCACUACAGAGUCUUGAAACAUAUUGGGCAGGGACGAAAUACAUUCUGACAGUAUUGGAUCAAAAGUUCAAAGGUGUUGGCGACCCCCUCCUGUAUACGGUGGAAGAAGGAGAAAGUGCCUUUGAGCAGCCAGAACCAAAACCUGCAUUUACCCAACCAGGAUGGCGAAGAAAGACUCCAUCGAACCCAUGGUCCCCGAGCGCACUAAUGCAGAGUUCGUUUAUGCAAUCCAAAACGCCUCCUGCGGCUAGUGACUCGAAUCAACGCACCCUUAACUCACCCAGCACGAAUGUAGCUUGGCAUUUUUCAGGUGGGCCUGGCGCACACGAGCCAGUGCCGCAAUCACUUGACUCUGUUAUCGACACCAACACACCUUUCGACUUCAACAGCUUGCAAAGCAAUGGUUCCGCAUUCCCACAACCGCAGAAUAAUCACACACGCACAUACUCUGGCAACAAACUCCCUCGCUUAUCACCGCAUCAACAACGACACCACAGACCUUCACUCCCAGCCUCUUCUUUCGCAACAAUACCACCCUCACCAACAACCUUCCCUUCACCUCUCCAACACCAACACAACAACUCUCUACAAGUCCCGCCUCUUAGCCAUCCAUCGCACAAUCUGCAAACCUUUGAUGGCGCCAUUGCAGCAGAAGAAAGCUUUGGCGAUUUUUUGAUAGAGAGCCAGGAUGUGGAUAUGAGUUUGUUAGGGUUGGAUAUGUUGCCUUGGUUUGAUGCGCCCAGUGGAGAUCUGAUGCCUGUAUUUGAUGAGGCGUUGAAUGUUGGAGAUGGAAAU
Aureobasidium musti is the source of this 2781-nucleotide messenger RNA. NCBI's taxonomy places the organism in Eukaryota, Fungi, Ascomycota, Dothideomycetes, Dothideales, Saccotheciaceae. The record is from the annotation of a GenBank genome assembly.